AUCAACGUGUGUAGGAUGAACAGGAUCGGAGCAUGCAAAGAACUGGAGUCAUGUGACAAGUGCAUUGAAGGAGUUGCUUCCCAGAACAUCACGGACUGUGUGUGGAUGUUUUGCCAAGAGUCUCAGAAGAAGCCAGGUACUGGUCACUGUGUGGGAAAGGGAGAACCAGCCAAGGAGAAGUGUUCUUUUCUCAAUGUUACUGACAUGUGUGAAGCAUCGAAGACAACCACAGCGGAGCCUCCACCUCCUACCACUAAAACUCCUCCAAAGCCAUCCACUAAGGAGCCAGAAAUCAUCACACUCAGUACAACAGCCAGCAGCCCUCCUCUAACUGGCUCCCCAGAGUUUCGCCCACCAGGUUUUGAUUCUGCCAGCUUCAUUGGCGGGAUGGUCUUGGUGCUCAGCAUCCAAGCUGUUGUGUUUUUUGUGGUGAGGUUCCUCCGGUCAAAGGACAACACCUACCAGACACUGAUCUGACGGCCGGUGUCCAGGGAGCUGUCUUGACGUGUUUCUCUUGUGGGGAAGAGGAGCUGGAGAAGAGGUGCCCGGACUGGCUGCAUGGAGCCAGGAUACUCUCUUUGCUUCAGAGAGAGCUGCUGAAGCAGAUGAUCUGCACUAAACCUAUGCAGCCCCAUUGCUACACAUGGGUGUUGCUACUUGGCUUGGAUGUCUGGGCCUUCAGACUUUCAACUUGCUGCAGAAAUGGCACAACGAUGUAUAAGACCUUUUUUAUUGGCACUUUCAAGCCUUAGGGACUCUUGUCUGCUUCAUCAGUGGGUAUGUGUAAUGGCGGGGUUGAGAACUCAUCAACCAACUGGAGGCUGCUAUUUUUUUCCAUGUAAACUUGCUUUGGUUUAUUUAUUUUUUACUUUAAACCUACAAAACACAAUUUAUUUCUUUUCUCACUACCCUCUGGCUCUGACUGAUAAUUGCCCACUUGGUUGAAUUUUGUUUUUCUUCUUGAUCUCCUCGUUGCAUGUAAUGCUAAACCAACUCAUGUGCAGGAGAGAGCUGCUCACAACUGCUUAGGUUUUGAAAGAUAUUUUGCUAGUAUUUCAGUAUAUCCUCUGAAAGACAUUGUGAGCCCCUUCCAAACAGGUGGCCUGCUGGCUUGUAGUUGCUUCUCUUGCUCACCCUUGUUUAUUUGUUCCUAAGCCCUGCACCAAACAUGGCGUACUGGAUGCAACGCGAGCUGCUUCACUGUAUACCCUUUUCUUUCCCAUGCAUUUUCUUUAGCGAGGUCACUUUAAAAGGUGGACGUCUUGUGCAGUCAUCAAGACAUUUGAGUCUUGAUGUUAAAUGUUUUGCACAAGAAGCAAAGAGUCUCAUUUGCACACAUUCUUGCACGUAAACUCCGAAGCCGGCUUUCUGAUGUCAGAAAUAAUGAUGGAGCAAAAACUGACAAUUUACAAGAAAUACAACCAGUUUUGGACUGGCUGUUAAGAAUGAAUCCCAAAGAGUCCACAUCUGAGCUGCCCCAUUGAAGGAGCUGUGAAAUAACAGACAACGGAGGAAAAAGAGGAGGAGGGACCUCUCAGAUAAAAUAAAAUGAAAUAUUUGUGGAGUG
Messenger RNA from Pogona vitticeps (central bearded dragon), 1567 nucleotides. The record is from RefSeq and is a predicted model, not a curated record. NCBI's taxonomy places the organism in Eukaryota, Metazoa, Chordata, Lepidosauria, Squamata, Agamidae.